Messenger RNA from Magnolia sinica, 1827 nucleotides. RefSeq names its product beta-cubebene synthase-like. The transcript has 7 exons. The record is from RefSeq and is a predicted model, not a curated record. Bases 26 to 1714 code for a protein of 562 amino acids. Gene Ontology annotation, molecular function: terpene synthase activity; magnesium ion binding. Gene Ontology annotation, biological process: diterpenoid biosynthetic process. Lineage: Eukaryota; Viridiplantae; Streptophyta; Magnoliopsida; Magnoliales; Magnoliaceae.
UUCUCUGUCUUUUUCUCGUAAAAUCAUGGCUCUUAUUCUUGGUAGUGGUCACUCAGAUGGUCCCACCACUCAACGGGAGAGAAGGAAAGAAAAAAUUGGUCGUGCUAGUGUAAAUUAUCACCCUAGUAUCUGGGGUGAUCGCUUCAUUGCAGCCUCUCAAGAUGACAAGGUGCUUGAUCCAUGCACUAAGCAACAUGCUGAAAAACUGAAGGAAGAAGUGAAGAAAAUGAUUUGUGAUAUCAAUAAUUCAUAUCAAAAACUGACUUUGAUUGAUGCAAUUCAACGCCUUGGUGUCGCCUACCACUUUGAAAUGGACAUAGAAAAAGAAUUACAUCAGAUGUAUGAUGAAAAAAUCGAUAACAAUGAUAAUGGUGAUAAUCUCCGUGCUACUGCUCUCCGAUUUCGACUACUAAGGCAACAAGGGUAUAAUGUGUCAUCUGAUGUGUUUAGAAAGUUUAAAGACAAUGAGGGUAAGUUCAAGGCAACAUUUAGUAGUGACAUUUGGGGUUUAUUAAGUUUAUAUGAAGCAGCAUACCUUGGUAUACAUGGGGAUGAUAUACUAGAUGAAGCCAUUAUCUUCACCACCAAGCAACUCAAGUUGGCAUUGCCGCAUCUUACCUCUCCCCUAAGAAAGCUAGUAGAACUCGCAUUAGAAGUGCCACUUUGCAAGCGCAUUGAGAGGCUACAGUCAAGAUACUACAUCUCAAUCUAUGAGGAAGACAAGGAACGAAGUGAUGUACUAUUGGAGUUUGCAAAGUUAGAUUACAAUUUAUUACAGUCCUUGCACAGGAGGGAGCUAAGAGAAAUCUCAAUCUGGUGGAAGGAAAAAGACUUUGCUGGAAAGCUUCCAUUCGCCAGAGAUAGAGUGGUGGAGUGCUACUUUUGGAUAUUAGGAGUGUACUUCCAGCCACAUUAUUCACGAGCUAGAAGGAUGAUGACAAAAAUGAUAGCCUUAACAUCAGUUAUGGAUGACAUUUACGACGUAUAUGGUACAUUGGAGGAGCUUGAACUAUAUACCACUACACUUGAAAGGUGGGAUCGUGGGGAUAUCGAUCAGCUGCCAGACUACAUGAAAGUACAUUUUGUGGCACUCUUAGAUGUGGUCGAUGCAUUUGAGGAUGAACUAAAUCGGGAGGGAAAAUCAUACCGUGUGCACUACUUAAAGGAAGCGUUUAAAAAUCUGAACAAAGCCUACUUAGACGAAGCAAGAUGGGCUAGUUCAGGAUACGUGCCAACCCUUGAGGAGUACAUGCGUGUUGCUUUAAUGAGUUCUGGUUAUCCUAUGCUUUCUGUGGCAUCCCUCGUUGGCAUGGAUGAAGUCGUAACAAAGGAGGUCCUUGAGUGGGCCAUCCAUGUACCACCAAUGAUUAGGACUUGUUCUACAGUUGCCCGACUAAUGGAUGACAUCCCAUCAAACAAGCUUGAACAAGAGAGACAGCAUGUUGCAUCAGCAGUAGAGUGCUACAUGAAAGAGCAUGCAAUCUCGUACGAAGAGACUAUUCAAAAGCUCCAAGAAAUGGUUGCACAAGGAUGGAAAGACAUCAACAAGGAAUGCCUUAAACCCACUCCAGUUCCUAUGGCUGUGAUUAUCCGGGUCCUGAAUCUUGCACGCGUGCUCGAAGUCGUAUACCAGCAUGGAGACCUAUACACCAAUUCCAACGUUGAGACCAAAGAACGGAUUACAAAGGUGCUUGUGGAACCCAUCCCGCUUUGAGAUGAUGGGGCAUGCUCUAUCUUGUUAUACAUCGACCGUUAAUCUUGUGAUGUGUCGGCGGCAAGAGCCUACCUGAUAUUAGCUUUAUUGAAUAAAGAAAUGGUGCAAUUAUA